AUGAUCUACGAUUGCGUUAUUGUGGGCGGCGGCGCGGGUGGCCUGUCGAGCGCGCUGAUGCUUGGCCGUGCGCGCCGGAACGUCCUGCUGCUGACCGCUGGACUGCCGCGCAACGCCCCCGCCGAGCAGGCGCACUCGCUGUUCACACGCGACGGGACGCCGCCGCUCGAGCUCCCGUACACGACCGUCCACCCGGUCGAGAACGCGCGCGUCGUUUCGCUCGCCCACGACAAGGAGGCCAAGAUGUUCUACAUUGAGUACCAGAACGAGUCCAACGCGAACGCCGGCGGGUUCUCCAUCAUGAUGACAGCGCAAGUUGAGGAGCCAAAGCCGCUCAUCCGCGUGACUGCGCGCGGCGUCAUCCUCGCUACGGGCGUCAGGGACGUUCUGCCGCCGAUUGCUGGGAUUGAGCAAUUCUGGGGCAAGUCGGUCAUCCACUGCCCGUACUGCCACGGAUUUGAGCAUGCGGACAAGCGAUUCGCGUACAUGGGAUCCAUUGGUCCCAUGGCGGUCAUGGCGCUCCAGCUGCUGCGCGGCUCGUGGGCGCAGGACGUCGUCUGGCUGCAGAACGGCGGAACUCCGGCGCUGACAGCCGAGCAACUGGCUCGUCUCAAGGAGCUCAACGUGACCAUUUACGACAAGAAGGUUGCCGAGUUCCGCGGUGAUGAUGCUGGCAACGUCCAGACGGUCGUCUUUGAGGACGGCACGACGCUGGAUCGCGACUGCAUCCUGAUCCACCCCGACAACAAGCCCAACACGGACAGCAUCGAGCUGAAGGACGGCUUCAGCUACAAGAUUAUGCACACCGACACGAUGGAUAUCAUUCUCAAGGGCCAGACCGACGUGCCCGGCCUGUACCUCGUUGGCGAUCUCGCCACUCCGCUCCACCAGCUUUCCACCGCAGCCUAUCUCGGUGGCUUCAUGGCCGGCAGUCUUAACAUGUACCUUUCGACUCUGUAA
Messenger RNA from Capsaspora owczarzaki ATCC 30864, 960 nucleotides. RefSeq lists its product as hypothetical. Gene Ontology annotation, molecular function: oxidoreductase activity. Lineage: Eukaryota; Filasterea; Ministeriida; Capsasporidae. The transcript is spliced from 2 exons. Bases 1 to 960 code for a protein of 319 amino acids. The record is from RefSeq and is a predicted model, not a curated record.